UUAACACGUGGCACUUGUGUUCACGCACAUACACAGACACACAUACACAAAUCUCUCUCUCUCUCUCUCUUUCUCUCUGUGCCUAUUAUACCUAUGCGUAUGCUGUAUGAACCUUUUCUAUCGGUGCUCACAUAUUUCAAACAGUUCGUGCAGAUCUAGUGCAGGGUAGGCCUUCAUAUGAAUCAGUUUCAAAAUUGCUGACCAUGGUCCUGAAUAAGUUUUAAACAACUCCACUGUUUAAGCAUACUCACCCUCGGACGGUUUCUUUUGGUCAGAGAGGCAUGUCAGUCUAGAACAAAUAUUUGAAUAUCAUGUUUAUUGCAAUGUAUUUGAUAACUAAUUAAGCAUCUUAACACAUUUUAAUUGAUGCAAUGCAACUGAUUACCUGAUUUAAGCACUUCGUUUGGUUUCUGACUGCUGCGUGAUAAAAUGUUGGUGCGAUUUACCAGUGUAAUUCUAUUGGUUAGGCUCAGAGGGCCGCUGUUGGCCAACAGUAUGUUACUGAUGAACAUCGACCAUCCUACAAUUUGUACCUCCCCCAUCAUUCUUACAUGACCAGUGUAAAAGAAACGAGCAAAACGGAGCCGUAACCUUACGCUGCAUCUUCUUUUUCAACCUAUACGGGAUAUAAAUACACCUUGCUUUCCUUUUCCGAGCAGCAAGCAUGACUCGUCAUAAAUUCUCUUGGAUUGCACUGUUUAUACCGUCUACGACUGGGAUUUUUUUGAUCAGAGGAACAGCACGACGAGUCCUAUUGUUCAUGUCGCUCAUCUCACUAAGCUCAGUGUACGGACAAGUCAGCUACUCCAUCGCCGAGGAGAUGGCUAAAGGCUCUGUUGUCGGUAAUAUAGCACAGGAUUUGGGAUUGGAAUUGAAGAGACUGAAAUCAGGUAAAGCUCGUGUUUUUACCGGAGAUAGCACUGAAUAUAUCGACCUGAAUAAAGAAAGGGGACUCCUCCUCAUCAAAGAGAGAAUAGAUAGAGAAGCAUUAUGCGGACAGACUACGCCUUGUGCUCUUGACUUUCAGAUCAUUCUACAGAAUCCCAUGGAAUUGUACAGAGUAACAGUAGAGAUUACCGACGUAAAUGAUAAUGCUCCCACUUUUAAGAAAACCGAAAAACGUUUUGAAAUUAGUGAAUCCGCUGUGUUAGGAUCAAAAUUUGUAUUAGACAAAGCAAUGGAUCUAGACAUAGGCACCAAUGGUCUUCAAAGCUAUACAUUAAAGCCAACGGAUAAUUUUGUAUUGAAACUGCAUAGUCAGGCUGAUGGAAGUAAAAAGGUAGAAAUGGUUUUACAGAAACAACUAGAUCGAGAGAAGGAAGAGAACAUGUCGCUUCUUCUGACAGCUAUGGAUGGUGGUGAGCCCCUUAUGUCGGGGACAGUUCAGAUAUACAUCACCGUGUUAGACAUUAACGAUAAUGCUCCUGUUUUCACCAAGGCUGUCUAUAAGAGCGUAAUACCUGAAAAUUCCCCAAAAGGAACACUAGUGACUUCGGUCAGUGCGUCCGAUGCGGAUAAAGGGAGCAAUGGAGAAGUAAGUUAUUUCAUUUCAAACAGUCUCGAUGGCGUGUCUGAGUUGUUUCAUAUAGAGGAACACGGUGAUAUUAUUUUAGUUGGGGAGCUAGACUACGAAACAGCCAAAUAUUACCAGAUCGACAUAGAAGCAGUAGAUAAGGGUGGAUUGUCAGACUCAAGUAAAAUAAUCCUGGAUGUAACUGACGUCAAUGAUAACAGCCCUGUUAUAACUAUUAUAUCACAAUCUACGUCAGUAAAUGAAGAUUCCGCUAUAGACACAGUUAUAGCGAUGAUUAGUGUGAAUGAUCCAGAUUCUGAUACAAAUGGAGAAGUGCAUUGCGACAUGAACGACAACAUUCCCUUUGCAAUCAAGUCGACAACAAAUGGUUUCUACAGCAUAGUUACUGACAGUGCACCGGACCGCGAAACAGACUCCGAGUAUAAUAUUACCGUGACGUGCUCCGAUGAAGGUGUACCGUCACUUUCCAGCAGUAUCACUCUCAGAUUACAGAUUACUGAUGUGAAUGAUAACGCACCUCUGUUUGAAAAGAGCUCAUAUGAAGCAUCCGUUAUUGAAAACAACUCUCCAGGUCUCUCUGUAUUUGCAGUUAGGGCCAUAGACGCAGACUGGAGGCAGAAUGCCCGUGUUUCUUAUAUACUGGAUGACGGUAUGAUUAAUGGAGUAGCCAUCUCGUCCUAUGUGUCCGUCAAUGCUGAGAGUGGAGUCAUACAUGCUGCGCGUUCUUUUGAUUACGAGCAGAUAAAAGACUUUCAGUUCCGGGUAAAGGCCCAAGAUGGAGGGUCCCCUCCAUUAACUAGCAAUGUUACCGUUAAAAUAGUCGUUAAAGACCAAAACGACAACGCACCACAGAUUCUGUAUCCUGUACAGACAAGUAGUUCCAUGGUGGCAGAAAUUGUGCCUCGUUCAGCAGAUGUGGGCUAUCUCGUCACAAAAGUGGUGGCUGUGGACGUGGACUCUGGACAGAAUGCCUGGCUCUCAUAUAAACUUGUGAAAGCAACCGACAGAGCGCUUUUUAUAGUAGGCGCUCAGAAUGGAGAAAUAAGAACUAUUCGCCAGGUCACUGACAAAGAUGCAGUGAAACAAAAGCUAACAGUAAUAGUCGAAGACAACGGACAACCCUCUCGCUCAGCUACAGUCGUUGUGAAUGUGGCGGUUGCGGACAGUUUUCCUGAGGUUCUCUCGGAAUUCACAGACUUUACGCACGACAAGGAUUACAACGACAACCUCACAUUCUAUCUGGUUUUGGCACUGGCUGUAGUGUCUUUCCUAUUCAUUGUUUCUCUUAUAGCCAUACUGUCAGUCAAAUGCUACAGAUGGAGACGCGAUCGGAUGUUUUAUAAAUCAAAUGGACAUCUUCCAGUAAUCCCAUAUUAUCCUCCUCAUUACGCAGACGUAGGGGGCACAGGUACAUUGCAACACGUUUACAACUAUGAGGUGUGUCACACCACUGACUCCAGAAAAAGUGAUCUGAAAUACAUCAGGCCCUCAAGUCAGAGCAUUAUAAGUCUUGAUACUAAUGGAACUCUGUCUCUACGGAAUGCGCACAGAGAGAAACUAGUCAUGGAAGACCCAGACGACCAGGUGAGCAGAUCAUGUAAACUUAUCUAAUUUUCUACAGUGGACUAGUUCCUCUGUCGGUGUUGUUAUAUCGAUUGACUAGAACACACACCCACCUCUGAGCAAUUUGAUGUGUGUUUGGUGAAACCUUCUGCUUCUUUUUUCCCCCUGAAAUGUGCAUUCACAUUUAGUCCUAUGAAGGAUGACAUCAAUGUGAAAGCGAAUGUUGCAAAUAUUGUUAUGUUUCUUUUCAUAUGAUAACCUUUACUCACAGAGACUAUUUCACAAGAUAUAUUGUGUAGUUCAACAGAUCUGACUCAGAGUGCCGCUGUUGGUCAACGUGUAGAAUUGUGAAUAGUGGAUUCCGACAGCCCCUCCCUUUAUCUUGUCAGCAUAUGAGACAGAAAAAUAAUCUUACAAACAUCUCCGGGUAGCAGGGAACAGCCAGGGCACUAUACGGUGGAAGAUAUGGUACUUUGACGGUUUAAUCCUGGCUAUACAAACGGCGAAAAACACAUUGUGUUUGCAUUAAUUGGACGGACAAGCUAAAGGAAUACCUUUCUUUUACGGA
Molecule: messenger RNA, 3665 nt
Organism: Clupea harengus (Atlantic herring)
Lineage: Eukaryota; Metazoa; Chordata; Actinopteri; Clupeiformes; Clupeidae
Product: protocadherin beta-16-like
Biological process (GO): homophilic cell-cell adhesion
Cellular component (GO): plasma membrane
Molecular function (GO): calcium ion binding
Source: RefSeq, a predicted model, not a curated record